AUGACAGCGCUUCGUAGAGUCUUAUCAGAUGCCCAAGAGCGUGCCUGGUAUGAUCGGCACAGGGAUCAAAUUCUUCAGGGUGGACAAGGUGGCGCUGGCGGUGACUACAAAGAGGAACGAUUAGAUGUCUUCCAGUUCUUCUCGCGUUCAUGUUUCGAGGACUUUGACGAUGGUCCUAAAGGUUUCUAUACGGUUUAUCGACAUGCCUUCGAAGAGAUAGCGGCUGAAGAACGAAGGGCCGCGGAUGAUUAUUCCAAUUCUAGUGAGGAUGAAUUGGCUUCGUUUCCCACCUUUGGUAAGUCAGAUAGCGACUACGACUCUGUGGUGCGGUCCUUCUAUACUUUCUGGGAGGGAUUCACCACUCGCAAAUCAUACUCCUGGGUCGACCGCUAUGAUACACGACGCCUAUCCUCAAGAAUUGAGCGGCGAGCAGCGGAAGCAGAGAACCGCAAAGCUCGUGAAGCAGCUAGAAAGGAGCGCAGUGAAGAGGUUCGUCAACUCGUCGCCUACGUGCGUCGUCGGGAUAAGCGAUUGGAGGCGCAGAGAGAACGCCUUGCGGAGGCUGCCAAACAUGCGCAUGCGCGAAAUCAAGAGCAGGCGAGCAAGGCAAGACAGAGGAAUGCUGCGGACUUAGAGAAAGCCUGGGCUCACGAAAUGGCCGCUGGAGGACUGGCCACCCUAUGGGCAGACGAAUUUGAAGCAGAGUUGACCCGAAUUGAGGCCGAAAUGGAGGAGAAGAACAGAAAGAAGAACAGCGCCUUUGCGACCAAAAGUAUGGAUUCCUCGGAGGAGGAUGCAGAAGAGGAAGAAGCGGGUGAUGAAAAAUUGUACUGCGUUGCAUGUGAUAAGAGUUUCGCCAGUCAGCCAGCGAAGCGGAAUCACGAAGCUUCAAAGAAACACAAGAAGCAAGUGGAGUUACUCCGAGAGGUGCUGCUCGAGGAGGAACAACUGAUUAUAGGAGAAGCGGGUAGUGGGAGAGGGCAUAGCGCUGGUGAGGAGCCGUUGGAGAGUGAGGAAGAAACUUGUCUCGUGAAUGGGGCACAUUUGACAAGACGAGCAAAGCAGAAUAGGAGGCGACAGCAACGUGUUACUGAAGUUGUAGAGGAAGAAAUGAAUCCUUCUGAGACAAUGACGGAUGAAAAUAACGGUCAGGAUGAUACCACUAAGGUUAUGGCGGCUGAUUCUUUAAAUAUACCCAAAAGGAAAACCAAACCGAAGGCUUCACUACGGCCCGUUCCGAACAACUCAUCAAAUGUCUGUUUAAUCUGCAUGGAGGAGUUUCCUUCAAAAAACAAACUCUUCACACACAUUAAAGUGGCCGGUCAUGCGGCACUAAAAACCGCACCACAAACAUUGCCAAAAAAAAGCAAAAAUAAAAAAUGA
Hydatigera taeniaeformis is the source of this 1383-nucleotide messenger RNA. NCBI's taxonomy places the organism in Eukaryota, Metazoa, Platyhelminthes, Cestoda, Cyclophyllidea, Taeniidae. The record is from the annotation of a GenBank genome assembly.